CUUCUACGAGCACGGUGUGAACGACGCACGUGCACAAUUCCUUGCAGUAGCCAAGGCACUACCGCGCGAAUUUAACAGGUUUCUUUGCAUUUACCCAUCAUCUAAUUAAACUGUAAAAAGGAAUGGAUACUAAGGAAUUGGAGAAUUUUUUUAGCGAUCCUAUGGUUUCAGCUCAUAUUGAAUCAUUCAUGGAUGCUCAUUGUUCUAGUAAUUAUAAAACUUGAUCAAAUACGCUUUUAACAUUAUAAUAAUAACAGUAUUCACAUGUGAAAAAGAAAUUCAUUCUGAACAUUAUGCAACACACAAAGAAUUUUCAGAAAUGAUGAAAAGUCUAUUAAAUAGCUCAUCAAUUGAUUACAAUCAGAUUCAGGAAAUGUAUACAACUUAUAAAAUAACUGAAGAUGAUCCUUCUUUUAGUUCAAUCUCUUAUAUAAUUGCAUUAUGGAAUUUUGAAUUAUUUUAUCAAUUAAUGACUUUGGUAAAUGUUGAUUUACAAUUAGAGGCAUUACAUUAUAUUCAACAGAAGUAUGGUAAUCAAUUCAUACAAACGUAUUCAAACAACAAUAAUCAUGAUUCCUUGGUUAAUAAUUCUACUGAAAUAAAUAAAAAUGAACUAACUGAUAUGUUGUUAGAAAAAUCUCAACAGAAAAAUGGAAUGGUGAAGACAAUCAAAGAAACAAUUCAAAGUGAACUUUGUAAAAAUCAACAUAAUCAGAACGAUGGACAAUUAUUAAUAGAGAGUGAUUCUAAUACUUUUCGUGAUAUACCUACAAAAAAUCUCACUAACUCUACAAUUCCUCAUGAAAUAAAACUAACUCCUUCUGAUACUGUGACACCAUCAUCAUCAGCAUCAUGGAAUCACAUAUUGAAUUUCAAUAACUCUGAAACCAUUCAUCAGCAAAAAUAUGACAAUACUUUAAGACCAACUAAAGAUGAAUUAGUUGAAAAGCAGGCAUUUCUAAGAAAACAACGUGAUCUACUGAUCGAAAUGCGUCAGAAAAAGCGUGAAAAGCUAUUUUCUGAUCAUGUACAAACUUUAACAGAUAACAGUUUUGUAUAUACUAAUAAUAGAGACCGUAAUUCAAUCGAUAAGGAAGAACAUGAUAAAGUUAUGGAGAAACGUCGUAAGUUAUAUGAAAAACUAAAGAUUGAAGUGAUUAACAAAAGUGGUUUUGAUCAGACGGAAAAAUAAAUUGGUCUAAUUUCCUUGAUUUUAUGGUAAUCGAUCGAAUAUUGGAUGGAUGUACAUAUACAUUUUUGAACAAUAAAUGUAUAGCUAUAAAACAGUGAAUGUGAAUAUCAGAAGUUUCAAUUGGAUCUUGGGAAGGAAUCUAGAUUGUGAGGAAAUUUCCACCGAAGAAGAUUGAAAUGGUUUAUGUGGAUCCCAGUUUGUUUGCGUUUUCACGCACCAUUCUCUUAUAAAUGCACGAUAUGUAGAAACACUGAUUCCUAUCAUUUCAAUUGCAUCAUUGUUGUUUGAAAUCCUAAUGUAAUGUUUACAUAUGACACCUCACUGUAUAAUUUUACCAAAACUAAAAUAUUUGAUUAUUCUCUAAGAAAUGUAUGUAUCAUCAAAAUAAUAUGUCAAGGAGUUUACAAUAAUAAAUAUCGUUACAGCAGUAG
Schistosoma curassoni is the source of this 1623-nucleotide messenger RNA. NCBI's taxonomy places the organism in Eukaryota, Metazoa, Platyhelminthes, Trematoda, Strigeidida, Schistosomatidae. The record is from the annotation of a GenBank genome assembly.